This is a messenger RNA of Toxotes jaculatrix (banded archerfish), 3283 nucleotides long. It is a transcript of the gene rpia, whose product is annotated as ribose 5-phosphate isomerase A (ribose 5-phosphate epimerase). The transcript is spliced from 9 exons. Gene Ontology annotation, cellular component: intracellular membrane-bounded organelle. The coding region runs from base 187 to 1023 and encodes 278 amino acids. Gene Ontology annotation, biological process: D-ribose metabolic process; pentose-phosphate shunt, non-oxidative branch. The record is from RefSeq and is a predicted model, not a curated record. NCBI's taxonomy places the organism in Eukaryota, Metazoa, Chordata, Actinopteri, Toxotidae. Gene Ontology annotation, molecular function: ribose-5-phosphate isomerase activity.
CGCGGAUGACCGCAGAUCUCCGAGUCUUAAGAACCCGGACAGGGCAGGUGAUCAGCGGUCAAACAGGAGUGAAAAGCAAACACGGCGCUCAGAGCUCGUUUCACCGCCCCUGACUUCCUGGUGAGGCGGAGGAACCUGUCCCUCUCUUGCUUGUGGGGCCCGUCUCUGCGUCUUGUGGGCCGGGUCAUGAGACUCCAGGGGUGGGUCUCCCUCGGUAACCUCGCAGCUGGAUUUCUGUCCUCAGCAUCCUGGAGGCAGGCAGCGGCUCUCGGCAGCCAGAAACACGCGUGUCUGCUCAGUCAGUCUGCAGCUAACAUGGCAGAGGAGGCGAAGAAACUGGCCGCUUACGCCGCUGUGGACAACCACGUCCAGAACAACCAGGUGGUCGGUGUGGGCAGCGGGUCAACCAUUGUCUAUGCCGUGGACAGAUUAGCGGAGAGAGUGCGUCAGGAGAAACUCAACAUCGUAUGUGUGCCCACCUCCUUCCAGGCUCGUCAGCUGAUUCUGCAGCAUGGCCUCACGCUGUCGGAUCUGGACAGGCACCCAGAGCUGGAUGUGGCGAUUGACGGAGCAGACGAAGUGGAUGCAAACCUGACACUGAUCAAAGGUGGAGGUGGCUGCUUGACUCAGGAGAAGAUUGUAGCUGGCUGUGCUAAACAUUUUAUUGUCAUUGCCGACUACAGGAAGGACUCCAAGGCUCUGGGCCAGCAGUGGAAAAAGGGAGUUCCCAUUGAAGUGAUCCCCAUGGCGUACGUUCCUGUCUCCAGGACGAUAGCCAAGCGCUUUGGAGGGGAGGCCAACUUACGGAUGGCUGUCAGUAAAGCAGGCCCUGUGGUCACUGACAACAGUAACUUCAUCCUGGACUGGAAAUUUGAGAAUGCUCAGAACUGGAAGGAAGUCAACACUGCAAUCAAGAUGAUUCCAGGUGUGGUGGAGACGGGGCUUUUUGUCAGCAUGGCUGAGCGGGCCUACUUUGGGAUGGAGGAUGGAAGCGUUCAGGUUCGGGAUCCUCCAGUCAACUGAGGAGUUUGCCAUAUUCACUGUCAUCCCUCUUCUCGAAUGACCUCACUUCUCCCACAAGUGCCGUGUUCAUGAUUGAUGCCCAGUGUCAAACUGAGAGAGAGCUGCACCUCCAGUACAACUGCACCUCCGGUACAACUGCACAUAACUGUAGCAGGGAAGUUUUCACACAUCUCAAAACAAGAUACAAAUUCAGGUUCACUUGAUUUUUUCUCAUCCUGCAGGUGGUGCUUCUGAUUCUGUGAGUUUUAAAGUGCCUGAUGAGUGAAAUCAAGUACAUCUGAUAAACUUUGUGUGUGUUUUUUUUCUCAGUCUGUAUUGUUGCUUUGUUUGCCUGCCUGGUCACACUGGGAAUGUUGACUCUUCCUGUAAUCAGCGGGUAUGGCUGAAUGUCUGCAGUGCUGUGGUUCUCGACCAGUUUGCUGAAUCACUGCAGUGCUGCAGAAUGAAGCUAAGGUGUGCCUUGAGAUUAUGUUUAAAGUCCUAUUAAAAAAAACAAUGCCAUUAAAGUUACAUUUGAAAAGCUCAUAAUCAUACAUCAAACUGUUAUCAUCUGCUAGGUUGCUAUAAAUAAAAGUCCACCAGUCAAGGUAAAGCUCGAGGCAUUGUGAGCAGUAAAAAAAAGCUGAGAUGCCUUUAAGUCUUUUUGUUAAAUGAAACCACAGAAGGAGGAAUAAUGUGAAUUGUAUAGUACAACAUAAAGAAAUUACACUUUUUUUUCAAGAAAUUAAUUUCUCUAAUUAAUGUGAUGCUUUAAACAGCAGGAAGCUCCAAACAUGAAUGAGAUCAUUGACAAUUUAGGGAAACCCUGUGGUGCAGGUGUGAAACUUCCAUUUUUCAGUCGUUGUGUUAAAAAUUCAAGAGACGUUGGGCUGGCAUGAGAGUGGAGACAUGUCAACACAGGGUACAGAUUAGAUGCUUAUAAAAUAAUGUGCACAUCAAUGUUAAUCUGCAAACAGCUCCAUUCUGUCAGACGAGCCUCCUUCACUUUUACCACACUCACUGUGAGCAGAGUUAGCUGGAAAUUUUUCGCUGUGUUAAUUCCACUGACCUGCUGGACACCUAGUCACGAUAUAGCAGCUCAAAUGUAGAGCUCAUAUAAUUGCCACUGUUGCCAUGGAUCAGUGAUCUGGUUUUGUGCUCUGAGUAAAGACAGAGUUUGAGAAACAUUUGUGGUUUCCUCUCAGUUACAACAGGGGUUCCUGUAGUUACACUAGUCAAGUCAGCCGGGUUAAAGUCCACAGCCUCACUGUUUAACACAAAACAAACCACUGAAUGUUUGUACUUUGAUGCAUGUACCUCCUUUCACUGUGCAUGUCCUUUUUUGUGCCUGUAGGUCACCUGCAUGUCAGUCUCGUAUUUACCUCCACAAGCUGUCCAGUCACUGGACGUCUUGUCAUAAACUUAAAUCUAAAUAAGUGUUUUAAGGUAGUGAUGAUUGGCCGUCAUACUAUAAACGUUACAUGUUUAAUGGGGAACUAUGUAGCUCAAAUACGAAUCAGGACUAUUGCAAGUACAUUUAAUGUGCAUUGGCAUGUCAAAGUAAUAGAGGAUGUUCUAUUACUUUGACAUGCCAAUGCACAUUAAAUGUACUUGCAAACCUUUGUUUCAGAUGUUGUAAGAUUCACUGGUUAUGUAUCUGGUCAUGUUGUGGGAACAACUGCCUACAACUAUGUCAACAUCACUGCUAAAGCACCAAGGGCACUUGGUUACUUUGACUGCCCAGAGCAAACAUCAUUUGUAUGAAAAUUAGUGAUAGCUUGUCAGUUUCUUCCAGGUGAUUGAUGUCUUUCGUUUUGGGAUGCAGUUCUUCACUCUGCUUUUGACUCAAUGCCUUAAAAUCUGGUUUUAUUUUUAUAUGUUGAUGUUUUUGUAUGUACAUCUCUGAAAGACUCAGGAGAACAUCAAGGCUGAGAAAUUUAAUACAAGCAAGCAAAUGCAGCUGCCUGGCACAUUUGUCUACAAGCCACGGUUAUUAGGUACAAGCAGUCUGAUUCUAUUCUAGUCUAAUGCUACUCUCAGUAAUCAAAAGGAAAUGGCUGAAUUUUAGGAUGUGUAACCCUGAGUGGCCUGUAGACAAUGUUAAAGUCAACUGAACUGAGAAUAUGAUGCCCAGUUUGGGUAAAAUACAGAGUAUGAACCAUAUUAUGAUAUUUUGGCACCAGCAUUUCUUUUUUUCCUUUCUUUACCAGUUGGCUGUGAUGAUGAUUUUUGUUGUGAAGGUACUAUUUUCUUUGUCAACCAAUACAGGACCAAAAUUAUA